Centruroides sculpturatus (bark scorpion) is the source of this 2730-nucleotide messenger RNA. Its product is annotated as glutamate receptor ionotropic, kainate 2-like. Gene Ontology annotation, molecular function: glutamate-gated receptor activity. The record is from RefSeq and is a predicted model, not a curated record. The transcript has 16 exons. Bases 1 to 2730 code for a protein of 909 amino acids. Gene Ontology annotation, cellular component: plasma membrane. NCBI's taxonomy places the organism in Eukaryota, Metazoa, Arthropoda, Arachnida, Scorpiones, Buthidae.
AUGAGAAGAUCUGGAUUGGUAAUACUAAUCUUAUUCUGUUCUGCUGUUGGUGAUGUGCCAGUUGAAGUUGCUAUCGGUGCCAUUUUCCCGUCUUCUCUUCCUAUAUUAGAAGAAACAUUUCGGUUAGCUAUAAACAAUAUAAAUUCAGAUUCGAAUUUAUUACCCAAUACGAAACUCAUUCCGAUUACGGAGAAUGCUUCUACACAAUUAGAACUUAUUAGAGCCGUGUACAAUUUAGUGGAUCAACGAGUGAUAUCGAUAGUCGGACCUCUAACGUCUUUACAUUCGAAAAUUGCCCAAACUGUGUGUGGCCAAUUGGGAAUACCGCAGAUAAGUAUCUUGGCUACAGACCCGAUGUUAUCUUUAAUUCCGAUGUUGAACCAAUCGUCGUCUACACUUUUGAAAAUGUCACCGCCGGAUACCUUUCAGAAUCACGCCUUAAUACAUAUAUUAAAAUAUUAUAAAUGGGAUGCUUUUGCUAUUUUAACAGAAGAUAAUGAACCAGCUAUUCAUGCGACAAUGGAACUUCAAAGAUUAGCUAUGAAAUACGAAAUUACACUACUUUCUAUACAGAGAUUUCCUUUGUCCGACUCAAAAUCUCUCAAUAUAACACCACAAUUGAACGUCAUAAAGGAAAAGGACGUGAGAAUAAUAAUUCUUUACUGUUCAAUAACGAUAAGUAAAACUGUUAUAAACCAAGCUGAUCGCAUGAACAUGUUUCGAUCUGGAUGGAUCUGGCUUGUCAUGGAUAGCAUCACAUCACACAGCAUUACAUACUUAUCAGACGAUGACGGAUAUGUACCAUCUUCUUUAGUCGGACUAAUAGGAACGGCAUUUGUGGUUCCCGACAAUAUUUUAUAUUUAAAAUUAGUGAAUCAGUUAGAGAAAAAAUUGGGAAAUCAAUUAGAGAAUCAGCAAGCUUUCACUCGUGUGUAUGAUGCAGUGUUAGCAAUUGCCAACGGACUUCACAAAAUUCUUUACGAAGAGAAACUAUCUUUCGAACUUCCUACUUUCCAAAAAGGAAGUUGCGUAGAUUCUGUCAAUGAGUGGAAGUGGGGUAGAAAUCUGUUGGAAAGUAUUCUUAAUGUAAACAAUAUUAAUGGUAGUUUAGGGCCUAUAAAGUUCACGAAAUUUGGUUACCAUCAUCUGACCAGUUUUGACAUCGAAAAUCUUCAAAUCAGAGGUUUCGUUAAAGUUGGAAAAUGGUUAGAAAACGAGAAGAACCUGAAAAUUAAUUCAGAAAUCACAUUUCCUGGACAAACUACAAUUCCUCCUACUAAUUCUCAUCAAAGUCUUUCCGGAAGAACACUUAAUAUUGGAAUACUCUUAGAUGUACCCUUUAUAAUGAAAAAUCCUUAUUAUAAAGAAGGCGAUCCUAUAACUUCUAAAUACGAAGGAUUACUUAUAGACCUUCUUUUAAAAUUACAAGAAAUACAUGAUUUUAAAUUUAAAUUACAUGAAACGAAGCAAUAUGGAAAUAAAAACGAGGAAACAAAAGAGUGGAAUGGAUUAGUUAGACAAUUAAUGGAUAAGAAAAUAGAUUUGGCACUUGCUUCUUUCACAAUAUCUUGGAAAAGACAAGAAGUUAUCUCCUUUACAGCUCCUUACUACGAUUUAGGUUUGGCUAUAUUAAUGCCGAAAUAUAAUGCAAAAACUAAUCAAAAUUAUUUCGCAUUUUUAUCACCUUUUGAAACAACAGUGUGGCUUACCAUUGCUGUAUCGGUGGUUUUUACUUCCCUAGUGCUCGCGAUAUGUGUAAAUUUAACACCAAAUAGUUUUAACAACAGUAUAACAGAGAGAAGGAAAACAAAUCAAAGCGUUAGAGAUUCUUGUUGGAUCACUUUUCCUCAAGCACUUUGGUGGAGUUUCUCGUCGCUUGUAGCGCCGGGAACAGAAUUUGAACAAAAAAAUAAUCUUCCGGCAAAAAUUGUAAUGGUGACUUGGUGGCUAACUACGGUUAUUCUUAUUGCUGCAUAUACAGCAAAAUUAGCAGCAUUUAUGACAGUCCAGAAUAUGAAACAAGAAAUUAAUUCUUUGGAAGAUUUAGUGACAUUUAAUACAAUUCCAUUUGGAACUGUUGGAGAUUCACAGAUGGAGAACUUCUUUGCCAAUAGUCACUACGAAAUUCACAAAAUUGCUUACAAGAUGAUGAAGAAAUAUAAUACAUUCAUAAACGAUACUCUCGAGGGCGUAGAGAGAGUUAGAGCAUCGUAUUAUUUGCCAGAAGGUCACAAGGAUCGUUUUGCUAUUAUUUCUGAUUCUCCAUUUGUGGAUUACGCUGCUAUGCAGAGGCCAUGCAAUGUCGAACGAGUUGGAAGACUUUUCGGAUUACAAAAUUACGGUCUUGGUUUGCCUAAAGGUUCUCCGUUUGAGAAACAAUUUACCCCAUCUAUCUUAAAGCUAAGAGAAGAAGGAUAUAUGGAUUUUUUGAAUAAACGAUGGUUUAUCAAUAAUUGUCCCGACAAUACAAUAGGAAGCGAAGAACAUCAAAUGGAUAUAAAAAAUUUAGCUGGAGUUUUUCUGUGUUACGUGGGAGGAUUAACUGUGGCACUCUUGUGCGUAGCUGUCCUGUGGAUAAGAGAAAAAACCAAGAUCAAGAAGAAAAUAGUUGUUUCACGUAAUAUCGUAGUUGUGUAUCGUAAGAAGACUGUUCUGGAUGAUUCUCUUUCACUUUGCUUUUCGAAAAGAUUAAUAUUAUAUAUUAAUAAUAUAAAUAUAUUUUCUCAAUGA